AUGCCGUCAACGCCAAAGGACCGGUGGUCAGAGGACCCGAAACCUGAGGCGCGGCCGCAGACCCAGAAGCCCCUUGCGACUCAGUUUGACUGGGAUCUCAUCAUCAAUUGUCUCUACGGCAAGCUGAUUGGGGCGGGGGAUGUUCGUGAGCUCCCUCACGUCCCUCUGUCGAUCUCGGAGCAGUACCGUCGUCAUCCUCAUUUCGUAGGACCCUCGAGGGAGACGAAUGCGGAAUGGACUUGGACUGGCCCCACCGUCGUCCAAGACGCUGCUGGCAUGCUCUGCUUCAACAUCGCCCCGCCAUUCAAUGCCGAGAGCGACGGCGCCAGGGGCUCGAAGACGCGAUUUGGAUACACGGUGAACAGCAACCUUUCAAACGCCACGGCGAUCGUCCUCGAUUCUGGCAAGUGCUUCGAAAAGUUCCGCGAUACAUGCGAUUACUGCGCCACCGUCGGCAACGAACACUGCUUCUUCGCCCGCGGCAACUCGCACCUGGGGUGCCUCCUCUGCGUUGCCGACGGCGUGUCGUGCAGCCACAAGACGAACCUAUCCAAGGCUGCCCCAGCGAGCAUGAAGCGCCGGGAGGCUGUGCUCAAGCUCGUUGGGGCUGUUGGUGACCACGAGUGGGCGGCCAAGGUGUUCAAGGAGUACGAGGCGGCCGAGGAAGAGCUCUAG
Vanrija pseudolonga is the source of this 675-nucleotide messenger RNA. RefSeq lists its product as uncharacterized. NCBI's taxonomy places the organism in Eukaryota, Fungi, Basidiomycota, Tremellomycetes, Trichosporonales, Trichosporonaceae. Bases 1 to 675 code for a protein of 224 amino acids. The record is from RefSeq and is a predicted model, not a curated record. The transcript has 3 exons.